AUGACACAGAAUUCAUUUGUUCGUCUUAAUGGAAUAUCUAAUCAUAUAUGGCAUUUGUUGCUUAAUCGUCCAUCAUAUCAUAAUGCUUUUAAUACAGAAUUAGCACAUGAAUUGAUUGCUCAUUGUGAUCGUAUUCAUACAUCGAAUGAUAAUCGAACAGUUGUAAUUAUUUCUGGUCAAGGUCAAUCAUUUUGUUCAGGUGCUGAUCUUAAAGAACGUCAAUCAAUAAAAAAUUCCAAACAAUGGAUGCAACAGCAUCAUGUAUUCGAACGUAUGUUCAAUUCGUUAGCACAAUUAAAACAACCAACAAUUGCUUGCGUCGAAGGAUUUGCUUUAGCUGGUGGUUUUGAAUUAGCUCUUAAUUGUGAUAUGAUUAUUGCAUCUCGUUCAGCAUUAUUUGGAUUACCUGAAGUGACUCGUGGUAUUAUGCCUGGUGGUGGUGGAACUCAAUUACUUGCUCGUCUUGUUGGUCCAGCUCGAGCCAAACAUAUUGCUAUUACUGGUCAACGAUUAACUGCUCAAGAAGCUUAUGAUAUGGGUAUUGUACAAAAAUUAACCAAUGAAAAUGAAGCAUUAAAUAAAGGAAUUGAAUUAGCAACGAUCAUUUCUGCUAAUGCUCCAUUGGCUACACGAGCAAUAAAACAAGCUAUUGAUGAAGGAUGGGGUAAAUCGACUGAUGAAGCUAAAGCAAUUGAAUUGAAACAUUAUGAACAAUUAAUUGAUACAGAAGAUCGUCAUGAGGGUAUUCGAGCAUUCAAUGAGAAAAGAAAACCACAAUGGAAAGGAAAUUAA
This is a messenger RNA of Rotaria sordida, 792 nucleotides long. NCBI's taxonomy places the organism in Eukaryota, Metazoa, Rotifera, Eurotatoria, Philodinida, Philodinidae. The record is from the annotation of a GenBank genome assembly.